CCGGUGGUUGCCAGGCUCCGGUGGUUGCCAGGCGCCGGUGGUUGCCAAGCGCGACCAGCCUAGGCCUGUCGGCCCGUUCGCCGAGUGGAGACAUGGGGACGCGCGCAGGCUCCAAAGCCUCCCGGAGAGAUGGUGGGAUGCGGACUCCCCCAGUGGAGAAGAAGAAGGAGAAAAAGGAGAUUGAAGAGAUUGUUCCAAUUGUGGAGGAGCCAGAGAAGGAUGAUGUUUUGAAGGGAGAAGACAUCAUGGCCCUGGCAAUAAAACCAGAAGACCUGACCAAGCUGCAUCUUCCGCGAACUCCUUUAAAGAUAAUUCCAACCACCAGUAGAAUAGUAGUUCGGAAACCAAAACCCAUGGAAAAUGUGAUAGUUAAAAAAAUUAUUGCCAAACCUGCACCACCAAUGGAUGAAUUGAAAACUAUGGACUAUUCAGGUCCUGGGGGUCCUCGAUUUGAUGCAGAGGGAAGAGUUCUGCCUCACAGUGUCCUUGGAAGCCUGGUAGAUUUUAAACGUGAAUUGCUUGCGAGGGGACUUACUGAGAUGGCCAGCGUGAUCUCUGACCGUCUUCCUUCUGAACCCAAACCCCAGGAAUUGCCAGUAUAUGAAAAGAAACCCGAGGAUAAUAUAUAUGCCAAUUUGCAUGAUCAGGACAAUGCCUUGGCAAACUGGCAGUGGCACAUGGCAGAGCGGAAGAGGACACAGAAGAUACUCUCAAUGCUCCUUGAUAAACCAGUGGAAGACCUGGUGAUGAAUCAAUGUGAGGAUUUGGGACAGAUGCGGCAGCAGUCUACACUCAUAGAUCAGACUAUAGCAGCUCUGGGCCCUGGAAAGGGUUACUCCAUUGGGAGUGAGUUUUGGAGCAUACCACCAUGGAUUGGAGAUGAGUUAAGUGGUGUCAGAGCAACACUGAAUCAGACAGAACGUGGAUUCGCACCUCCUAUUGUUCGCAUUGGGAAAUCUCGAACUAUGAAGCAGGAAACUGGCACUGACUUCUCUGAGAAGUACAGAAAAAGUAUACCGGAAAAUUUGCACCUGAAACAUCGAUUGGAAGAGAUGAAGACUGUUUUGAGACAUUUGGACUUUAGAGAACCGGACAUUGAUCAGCUGGAAGUCAUUGGAACUGGCCGGCCCUACAGCUCAAUGUCUGUGGAAAGUUUCCCCAAAGAGGAUGCGCACUCCACUCAACAAAACAAUGAAAACAUUGAUUUGCUGGAGAACUACCCCGACGUCAUUAAUGAACCAAUCAUUGGUCCAUCCAUUAUGUUCUGUGGACAUCCGGCUCGUUGGAUAAAGGACUCCUGUUCUCAUAAGGAUGAAGUUGGUAUGAUUGUCCGACUCACAUUUGAAGCAAUGGUAGGUGAUAAGGCCAUGUCCUGUCUGGAGCUGAUAAAUGAUGGGACCACUGUCAUCCACUAUAAGUGGAAGCGCCUGCCUGAGCCAAAACAUUGUGUGAAGAGCCCAAGUACGGCUUGGAUGCAAAGAUUCUACUUCAGCACCAAUUCAGGAGUCAUUCUUCCCGGAGAGACAAUUAAUUUCCCAUUCACCUUUAAGUCGCCGAAUGCUGGGGUCUUCACCGAUAUCUGGGAGUUUUGCACCCACCCAGUGUUGUUGGCAGGGGCAUCUCUGCAUGUGGCGCUGUGGGGUGUGGCUCUCUUUGCAGAUAGGAAUGAAGAGACAAGGCAACAGCUACAGGCAGAACUUGAGAUGAAGGAGAAGAUGGCCAUUAUUGAACGCAUCCUCAACAAGGUUGUAGCUGGUGUGCAAACGCCACAGAGGUCUCAGUCUCCUCCUUGGGCUCCACUCACCGAGGAAGACAUCUUUAAGAAGAAUAACCCCAAGCUGCAUUACAAGUACGAUAUAGUACAAAGUCUAAAGGAAUUAUGGAAAGAGUGCUUUGUGCCAAGUAAAGAUGAAGGAGAAGCAGAAAUUGGAAAGCCACUUGUAGAUGUGAACAUUGCUAUGGUGAUACAAACAUCUUCGAUCUCAAUCCAUUCCCCAAACAAGAGUUCGCCGGAUUUGGAACUUGAUGAGAAUGAUAAACCUCCUGAUGACGCCCUGCCGGCGACUGUUCAACCUGUUGAGCCAGAACCUCAAUGGGACCUAUCUGUUAGUUCUUUUAGACAGGAUGUGCUAACGUUGCUGGAAGAUGAACAGCAGAAAGAGAGGGGCCUGGAACAUCUCAACUUAAAGAUGCUGGAACUCUACACAACAUCAAUCACAAUACAAGAGAAUAUUAACUAUAAAAUUGUUUAUCAGCUUUGGGUAGAAGCACUGGAUGGGCUGGUUAGUUACUCUAUGCGGCAAAGGGAAAUACUGGGCUUGCCUGAAAAGGAGACUGAAACCUUGGAACACGUGGAAGAAACAUUGGAUCAAGCAGAUUUAAGGAAACAAACCAAAAAGGAUGAUAAGAAAGGAGCUGACAAAAAAGGGAAAAGAACAGCCAAAUCUGCAGGGAAGGAGGAUGAGAAGGAGAAACGCCAGUCUGGCAAAAAAGCUAAGACUAAAGAAGACAAGAAAUCUACCAGUCCCAUAUCAUCCAGGAGCAGCAAGCAUACAGUAGACUCCAAAGAAAAUCUACUGCAAGACCCAACUCAAAUGGAUCCUGUCAUAGUCAGAAUAUAUAGAGAGAAACUGUACACAGAGGUGUAUGGAAUGCUGUCGUCCAUGAUGACUGACGUUUCCUCUCUCCUUGAAGAGUUGAUGUGGAAACACAGGGGGCCGCUAGAUAAAUGUAUUUGAUAAUGUAUGAACCUGUUACAACGAUCAUAGCGCUGACUUUGCUUAUAAAAAAUCUGUAUAAUUGUGAAAAUUAUAUUAAAAAAAUAACAAAUUAA
This is a messenger RNA of Amblyraja radiata (thorny skate), 2833 nucleotides long. It is a transcript of the gene mycbpap, whose product is annotated as mycbp associated protein. The transcript is spliced from 19 exons. Bases 93 to 2738 code for a protein of 881 amino acids. The record is from RefSeq and is a predicted model, not a curated record. Lineage: Eukaryota; Metazoa; Chordata; Chondrichthyes; Rajiformes; Rajidae.